Molecule: messenger RNA, 2476 nt
Organism: Oncorhynchus gorbuscha (pink salmon)
Lineage: Eukaryota; Metazoa; Chordata; Actinopteri; Salmoniformes; Salmonidae
Product: zinc finger protein 2 homolog
Exons: 3
Coding region: 182-2236 (684 amino acids)
Biological process (GO): negative regulation of transcription by RNA polymerase II
Cellular component (GO): nucleus
Molecular function (GO): DNA-binding transcription repressor activity, RNA polymerase II-specific
Source: RefSeq, a predicted model, not a curated record
UCUAAUAUAUUCUGUCAUUUUUCCUUAGGUUAACAUUAGUAGUGGGAUUAUUUGUCCACGUCCACCAGCUCGUGUGUAAACAAUAUCCAUUUGAGCUAACGUUAGCUAGCUUGCUUACGAAGUUACCCAUUGAAACGGCUAGCCAAGCUAACUAGCUUUCUGUCAUACCGACAAACCUUCCAUGUCUGAACCCAAGUCCCCGGGUUCUUACUGUGGUGUUCCAGGACAGAGAAGCUCACAGUGGGGUCCAGAGAUGGUCUUAGUGAAGCUGGAGGACUGUAGUCAUCCACUGGAACUCAAUGUGAUAGUCAAAGAGGAGGAGAGGGAAGUCAAGGAAGAGGUAGAGAUUAAAGAGGCGGAGGACAUGGCCCUCAAAGAGGAGGCGGAGGACAUGGCCCUCAAAGAGGAGGCGGAGGACAUGGCCCUCAAAGAGGAGGCGGAGGACAUGGCCCUCAAAGAGGAGGCGGAGGACAUGGCCCUCAAAGAGGAGGCGGAGGACAUGGCCCUCAAAGAGGAGGCGGAGGACAUGGCCCUCAAAGAGGAGGCGGAGGACAUGGCCCUCAAAGAGGAGGAGGCGGAGGACAUGGCCCUCAAAGAGGAGGCGGAGGACAUGGCCCUCAAAGAGGAGGCGGAGGACAUGGCCCUCAAAGAGGAGGAGGCGGAGGACAUGGCCCUCAAAGAGGAGGAGGCAGAGGACAUGGCCCUCAAAGAGGACAUGGCCCUCAAAGAGGACAUGGCCCUCAAAGAGGACAUGGCCCUCAAAGAGGAGGAGGCGGAGGACAUGGCCCUCAAAGAGGAGGAGGCGGAGGACAUGGCCCUCAAAGAGGAGGAGGCGGAGGACAUGGCCCUCAAAGAGGAGGAGGCGGAGGACAUGGCCCUCAAAGAGGAGGAGGCGGAGGACAUGGCCCUCAAAGAGGAGGAGGAGGCAGCGGAGGAGGAGAUGGUCACAGAAGUGGAGAACAGGGAAGAAGUAGAUGGUAACACUGACCCAGGAGAGAUCUCCAACCCAGGUUCAGACAGUGAGCCCAGUUCCACAGCAUCAGGAAACCAUAAACAACACAGACGGAAGAACUCAAGACAGAAACAUCACUGCAUGGACUGCUUCACUAGUUUCUAUGAUCCAGAGGAGUUGAGAAGGCACACUUGUAGGCCCCACCCCUGCUCAGAUUGCAGAGGCAGCUUUAUUUGUCCAAUUCACCUCAAAUCAAAACAGACUCAAAAAAGGAUUAUGACAUACCCGUGUGGUCAAUGUGAGAAGAUAUGUGAAACACCAAGCAAACUCAAGACGCACCAGAUAACUCACACAGGAGAGAAGCCAUACCACUGCACUGUUUGCGGAAAGGGUUGCAGUCAUUCGGAUCAACUAAAGACACACCAGAGAACUCACACAGGAGAGAAGCCUUAUCAUUGCUCCCAAUGUGGAAAGAGUUUCAGUCAGUUAUCUACUCUGAGAAAACACCACCUAACUCACACAGGAGAGAAGCCUUACCUCUGCUCUCAUUGUGGGAAGAGUUUCCGUCAGUUAGCCAACCUAAAUGCACACCAUUUAAUUCACACAGGAGAGAAGCCAUACCACUGCUCUCAGUGUGGGAAGGAUUUCAGACAUCCAAGAGACUUAAAGUCACACCAGAGAACUCACACAGGAGAGAAGCCUUACCACUGCUCCCAAUGUGGAGCGAGUUUCAGUCAGUUGUCAACUCUGAAAAAACACCAGCUAACUCACACAGGAGAGAAGCCUUACCUCUGCUCUCAAUGUGGGAAGAGUUUCAGCAGGUUAUGUGAAAUGAAGGCACACCAGAUAACUCACACAGGUGAGAAGCCAUACCACUGCUCUCAAUGUGGGGAUAGCUUCACCAGUUUAUAUUUCCAAAAGAAACACCAGCUGAUUCACACAGGAAAAAAGUCAUUUCACUGCUCCCAGUGUGGGAACAGUUUUAGUCAAUCAUCAACUCUGAAGACGCACCAGAUAACUCACACAGGAGAGAAGGCCUUCCACUGCCGUCAGUGUGGGAAGAGUUUCAGUCAUUUAUCAACUCUGAAGACUCAUCAGAUAACUCACACUGGAGAUAAGCCUCACGUCUGCUCUCAGUGUGGGAAGAGUUUCAGUCUGGUAGGAAACCUUAAGCGACACCAGCUAUCCCACACAGUAGAGAAGCCUUUCUGUUGCUCUCAUUGUGGGAAGGGUUUCAGUCAAUCAUCAGCUUUAAAGAAACACCAGAGAACUCACACAGGAUGAAAGCUGAAGACACCAGUUUGCUCACAUAGGGGAUAAGCCUUAACUCUACUAUCAAUGUGGGGGUAGUUUCACCAGUUUAUAUUUCCCCCAAAAAACACUAGCUGUGGAAAGGUUCUGUAAUGAAUAAAAUGUUCUGUGUGCAUCUUAUCUUUGGUGUCCUAAACUGGUACGUGUGCAUCUAAGUUUGACUGUGACCUCUCCAGCUUGCUGACAAUAAAGGGUGAUUCAUUUUAAUAUUGA